AUGGCCUUGGGCGGAGCCGCCCUGACGGCAAUGGGGAUGUAUGCCGACGCCAAAUAUGCGAUAACUAGCGACCUUCAGCAGAUGAAAAGUGCGAGACAAGGCAAGCAGUUUGCCGCGGAUCUACUGCGUCAACACGGAGAGGAUGACUGGUCCUUCUACCAUAUUGUGCAUUCAUCUCAUGCGGUUCGCAAGACGGUGGGCAGCCGCGAGGCGUUGCAGUUUGAGGGACGCAGCUGGACGUAUGAUCAAUUCCGCCGGGAGAUCGGGCGUAUGGCUGACCAGUUAACACGGGCUGGAGUCAAGAAUCGUACGGUGGUGUGUCUCUUUAUCAAUAAUUCACCAGAGUUUCUGUUUGCUUGGUGGGCGCUAUUCAAGUUGGGUGCAAUCCCAGCUCCCAUCAACACGAAAUUCAAGGCAGAUCACAUCCGUCAUUGUGCUCGUCUGUGCGAUGCCUCGUUUGUCAUUUGCUCUGCCGAGCUAUGGUCAGUCAUCCAAGAUACUUACUAUGUGCCUGGAAACAACGAGGGUGACCAUCGCCCUGGUGUCAUUUUAUAUGACUAUGGUACUUACCCGUCGCCGCCGACAAGUUUGCCCGAGGGAGCGGCAUACUGGUCUCAUGAGACCUUUCAGCCUGCCACUGCUGAGACCGACGACUUCCCUGUGUCAACGCGACCCAAGAUCGGCAUCACAAUGCCUGUCCAGUAUCUGUUUACCUCCGGCACAACCGGUUUGCCGAAAGCCGUCUGUUAUCCAGCAGGGUUUUGCUUGAUGCUGAGCAACUACCGACGGUGGCCCGACAUGUUUGAAACACCGCGGAGAUUCUAUAUCUGCCUACCUAUGUUUCAUGGAACAGCUCAAGUUGCGGCCCUUCCGGCGACCCUGAUGACUUUUGGGACGAUCAUCCUGGCGCGUCGGUUCUCUCGUCAGCAAUUUUGGAAGGACUGCCGCCAAUUCAAUGCCAAUGCAAUCUUGUAUAUUGGCGAAAUGCUCCGCUAUCUAGUUCAAUCGCCACCCGAUCCGAGCGGUGUUGAUGAAAAGGACCAUAAUGUGACCUUGGCAUUUGGCCUGGGCCUCGCCCCAACGGUAUGGAAAGAAUUCCGAGCUCGGUUCGGCGUCGAGUGGAUUGUGGAGUACUACAGUGCUACUGAGUCUACCGUCUCGCUCGUCAACUCAACGCGGAACGAUGCGGGUAAUGGCAAGGUUGCCCGCUGGGGUCCCUUGAUGCGGCGUUUCGGACAGGAUAUGUUCUACCUUAUUCGCACAGACUUCACAACAGGCAAUGUUGUCCGCGAUCCCAGUACGGGAUUUUGUAUACCGGUAGCACCCGGCGAAGCUGGAGAGGCAAUAUGUCGGAUUCGACCGCCAAUUCAGCGCAAGCAUGAUUAUGUUGGAGAGGGUGGGACCGAAGCUACGGAAAAGAAGACAUUGCGAGAUGUGUUUGAGAAAGGAGAUGAGUUCUUCCGGCUUGGGGAUGCGCUGGUGAUGGAUUCGGAUGGUUACAUAACAUUUUCUGACCGACUUGGCGACACGUACCGCGUGAAGGGCCACAAUAUUUCAACCACGGAAGUGGAACACUGCCUCAGUCGCCACCCCGACAUUGCCGGAGUCAAUGUUUAUGCAAUCCCUAUGAAUCAGUACGGCUACGAGGGUCAAUUGGGAUGUGCAGCGGUAGAGCUUCACGCUGGGUCCCAUCCUCGAGCCGAGAGCAUGAUCGCCGACCUGGAGAAAUGGAUGGCUGAAUCUGACCAUGGCAUUCCGGCAUAUGCCAUCCCUCGCUUCUUGAGAAUCCUUGGCAAUUCCACCCCCGAAGUGGUCGCCAAUCAGAGUUUGGAUAAAGAGCAGGUUUCGGCAAUCAUGAAGAAGGUGAAGGUUGGCCUGCGUAAAGAAGGGUUCACGCCUUCACAGGAGAGUGGUGAUCGGAUGUAUUGGAUCGCGAAAGAGGGAAAGGGAUACGUCAGAGUUGACCCGGAAACUGUCCGCUUGCUUCAGUCCGGGGAUUUCCGGUUGUAG
Messenger RNA from Aspergillus terreus NIH2624, 2010 nucleotides. RefSeq lists its product as uncharacterized. The record is from RefSeq and is a predicted model, not a curated record. Gene Ontology annotation, molecular function: long-chain fatty acid transmembrane transporter activity; long-chain fatty acid-CoA ligase activity. NCBI's taxonomy places the organism in Eukaryota, Fungi, Ascomycota, Eurotiomycetes, Eurotiales, Aspergillaceae. The transcript has 3 exons. Bases 1 to 2010 code for a protein of 669 amino acids.